AUCCGCGGGCUGUCCGUCAGGGAAGGGCAGAACAUGGAUCUACAUUUUCCGACGUGCACUUCACUCUGAGCUCGGUAAAGCACCCCGGAAGGUUUCGGUUCGGUCUCUAUGAACCACGCUAGCGGCGCUUUGGCUUCCAACUCAACAAAGAGCCGCAGCUAGCGUUAGCCGGUCAGCUAGCCCUGUAACUUUUACUGUAACUGUUAAAAAGGAAGCGACUUUUCUCAGCGAAGCAUGGCGUUAAUCCUGUUAACGAGGUCCCGGGCGCCUUUAAUGAAAACCUCCAGGUCACUAAAGAGCGAAUUCCGCAAAGGGAAACUAAAGGAAGGUGCCUGUUUCAACUGCACAACCCUCAGACUCUCCAGUCAAAAACCCGAUGGGCUCCGACUCGGCAGCUUGUCCCAGCUUCCCUCCUUCGGUCCUUCUCUCCCUUUGUCAGAUGAAUAUGUGGCUCAUAGCUCAGACUCCCAGCGGUUCUACUGCGCUUUUGUUUUGGGAUCUUCCUCCUCCUCUUCCUCGACGUACUCUGCGUUCACAUCGGGCUCCCCGUGGACGAUAGCGCGACCGCAGGACAUCGCCGGCGUCCGGUGGAUCCACACCUCGAGGAGGCGGUGGGACGACUCGAAGGUGGAGAAGUCGCUGCGGUCGCUAAAGGACAAGAAGAAGAAGCUGGAGGAAGGCGGGCCGGUGUACAGCCCCACGCUGGAUGCCGAGCCGGUGAGACGGACGCUCCGGCAGCGAGUGGUGGACGAAAUCAAACACUACUACCACGGAUUCAGGCUGCUGUGGAUCGACACCACCAUCGCAGGACGGAUGCUGUGGAGGGUCCUCAACGGACACGCUCUGUCUCGCCGGGAGAGGAGACAGUUUCUCAGAACGUGUGCAGACGUCUUCAGACUUCUUCCUUUCCUCGUCUUCAUCAUUGUCCCCUUCAUGGAGUUCCUGCUUCCUGUGGCGCUGAAGCUCUUCCCCAACAUGCUGCCGUCCACAUUCGAGACACAGUCAAAGAAGGAGGAGAGGUUGAAAAAGGAGCUGAGGGUCAAACUGGAGAUGGCCAAGUUCUUGCAGGACACCAUCGAGGAGAUCGCUCUGAGGAACAAAGUCGCUCAAGGAAACGUGACCGAGGAGUUUUCCACCUUCUUCCAGAAGAUCCGGGACUCUGGGGAGCGUCCCAGCAACGAGCAGAUCUUGAAGUUCUCCAAACUGUUCGAGGACGAGCUCACCCUGGACAACCUGACCCGACCUCAGCUGGUGGCGCUCUGUCGCCUCCUGGAGCUCCAGUCCAUCGGCACAAACAACUUCCUUCGCUUCCAGAUCAUCAUGAAGCUGAGGGCCAUACGUGCAGACGACAAGCUGAUAGCGGAGGAAGGCGUGGAGAGCCUGAAUGUGAAUGAAGUUCAGGCAGCUUGUCGUGUCCGAGGGAUGAGAGCUCUGGGAGUCACAGAAGAAAGACUGAGAGAGCAGCUCAGCCAGUGGUUGGAGCUGCAUCUGAACCAGCAGAUCCCCACCUCUCUGCUGCUUCUGUCUCGAGCCAUGUACCUCCCCGACACCUUGUCUCCUGCCGACCAGCUGAAAACAACAUUACAGACACUUCCAGAAGUGGUGACCAAAGAAGCCCAGUUGAUGAUGUCGGAGAUGGAGCUCUCCAAAGUGGACAACAAGACCAAACUGGAGGCGACGCUGCAGGAGGAAGCAGCCAUACGUCAGGACAACAAGGACCGGGAGAUGGAGAGGUUGGCUGACGCCGCAGAGAAAGCUGCCAGGGAAGGCGAGUUGGAGCUGGAAGCUGUGAGGGUGAAGGCAGAGCCGGCGUUUAAAGCCGACAAGUCGGCUCGUUCAGAGAUCCUGAGGGAUACAGCACCCGUCAUCGAGGGGAUCAAGUUUGAACAGUGGCAGAGGUUUCUGCGCUACCAGAGUGAGGAGAUCACCAAAGAGGAGAUCGACAUGCUGAGCGACGCCUGUUCGAAGCUGAAGGAGCAGAAGAAACUGUUGACUCUGGAGAAAGAAGAGCUGGAAGAGCUGAAGGACGACGUCCAGGAAUACAACGAGGAUCUAGAGGAGAUAAAGAAGGAGCUUUCUAAGACGGGUCAGGAGAAGGCCCUGGAGGAGUCGAAGGCCAGCCAGCGACUCUCUAAGAGGGUCAACCGGAUGAUCGGUCGCAUCGACAAGAUCAUCCUGGAGCUGGAGAAGGACAAAGUCAUCCUGGACGGACAGGUGGACAGUGGAGCCACCCCCCCUGUUGGAUUAUUCUUUACUAAAUAUGCCACCAGUCUGUUCUACACCUUCAGGGAGAACCUGAUCAGCAUCGACGAGCUCAUCAGCGUCAUGCGACAGAUCCAGAACAUUCCAGAGCACAAGCUGCAGAGCAUCGCCGAGGCGCUCGACGACAACAAGGACGGCAAGAUCGACAUCGACGACGUCAUCAAAGUGGUGGAGCUGAUCGACAAGGAGGACAUCGACAUCUCCACCUCGCAGGUCACCGACAUCAUGGUGAUGCUGCAGAAGGAGGAGAAGCUGAUGGAGAAGGAGAAGGCCAAAGAGAAGGCUGAGAAGGAGCAGGCAGCCACACUCAACAACUAACUCACUUUCCCUCGUAGACGCACACACACACACACACAAAAAAACCCUAAAUAAUAAUAAUAAUAACAGACCACUGAGAAGUUUGUGACUUUAACUCGGUCACAUAGAACUCUGGAUUCAUCCGGACGAGUCGAGGGAGAAUCACAAGGUAAUGGCUGCCUUCUUCUCCGAGAAAAGCGUUUGAAAUCAGAAAAAAGGAGGCGCGUUGCCUUUAAAAUGCACAAAAAAAUCUACUUAAACCAUGGACUGAUCAUGUAUUUUAUGUGGAUAUUUGGCUUUGUGUUAUUUAUCAGUGCAGGGAACACAACGUGGUUCAGACUUGAAAGCUGGUAAAGGAGAAAACUGAUCAGGAAAUUAUGUUUUUGGGGAAACAUACGAGGAGAUUUCUGCUUUAUUUGAAGUUUGAGGUGAACCGUCUUGCCUUUCAUUUCAAUCAUCUCAGAGAAAUGAGACAUCAUUUCUGGAAUUUGCACAGUAAACAUCAUUACCCUCAUUCCACUCACUUUUAUUUUAUUUUAUUUUGUUCGUUGAUCCAUCUGACUCCCAUAUUGUAAAGUUUAUUUUUUUUCUGAAUUGUACUCGGACAGGUAGCUAGAUAUUUAAAUGGUGGCUGCAACCAAAGACUACAGUAGAAAUAUUGUUAAAAACAUCAUGAAAAAAUAUCAAAUCGGUGCAAGUUUGAAGGGUUAAACUUUAAAAAUGCUCAUCCUAAGAAUAAAAAAACUGAGUUUUAGCUUCUAAAAUGGUGGUUUUAAUGAGAUUAAAGUGUCAGGAAUCAAAAAAAGUCAAGUUUUAGAUCAAAAUUUAUUAAAAACUACAGUUUAUUCUCAUUUUGUACUCAUCAUGGAGGUAGAUUUUGUUUCUAAAAUGAGCAAAAAUCAGCGUAGAAGUACUGAACAGGCUACCGACUGGUUUGAUAAAAUAUUAGAUUUACGUGGAGUUUGUCUGAUCGCAGGGAGAAAGCGGCGUUUUGUGAAUGUUUAACAGUUUAUCUUGAGUUGUAUAAUAAUCGUUCUAGUGUUUAUUCCUUUGUAGGUUUAACGCCAAGUGGCCUUCUCACGACACAAAUACUUUUGUAUAUUUAUUUUUGAGUAUUUUAAGGAGGCAGAGUUCAACUUGACACCGUCUUUGGACUGAAGACGUUGAAUUUAUCGGUACAUCAGGCAGUUUUGAAUUUCUCGGCACAUACAGAUUUAUUUAGCGAUGAUUUCUGAUGAAUUUAUCCGAGAACGUGUUGAAUUAUGUGUUUGUGUUCACACUGCAAGCAGCUUGACUCAUAUAUUUUCAUACAUUUUGCUCAAAUAAUCUAAUCAAGGGUUGCAGCUGGUGAUUAUUUUGAUUGUGUCAUGUUGAAAAUGUGUUUUAAAUUAAGAAAAAUGCAAAUUACAAGAAUUUAAGGUUGUUUUUUCAAAUUAGCUGCAGUUAAAAGAAGGAAAAACAAAAAACCCCCAGCAAAUUCUGACAUUUUAACACCAGCUAAUGUUCAGAACUUUCGCUCCCUCAACAGUUUCACAAGUAAUCAUUAAAAUUAGACUUUUUGUUUAUAGAUGAGAUUAAUUAAAUCAUUUUAGAGCUUUUUUCAGCUCAUGUUGGUCCGUGUCUCUUAAAUUAAUCAGAUCAUUUAACUUAAGGAAUAAAUUUAUGCGGAAAAAAACAAUAAAAACUCAUCAUACCCAAAUAAAAUGUAGUCAGUCUAUCAAUAAAAUGCAAAUUACAAGAAUUCAAAGUUGUUUUUUUCAAGUUUACUGCAUUUAAAAUGGGGAGAAAAGCAGAAAAACAACAAAUUCUGCCAUUUUACAACCACUGAACCUCAGAACCAAGCAUUAAAAUUCAACUUUCUGUUGAUGGAUGAGAUCAUUUUAGUUCUUUUUUAGACUAAUGUUGGUCAAAACCACUUAAAUUAAUCAGAUAAUUCAUAUGAAAACGACUAUUACAACUCACUAUAUCCAAAUAAAAUGGAACUAAAUAGUUUUUGUGGCAGAUUUUCUGAGCUGACAGGAGUCUUGUUGUUGUUGUUGUUGUUUAUCUUGUUUGCGGUGUGAACCUGCACUAAAACGUCGAUUCGUCUCCGUCUGUCGGGUCAAACUGAGCGUUGGUGGCGUUCGAGGCCCGUUUGACGGAGCGCCGCUGGAGAUAACGCUGCGUUUUAAUCCGUUUUCCCGGAACCCUGUGGUUGAUUAACGGCUCGUCGGUCUUCCCGUUGGUGUUCGCCAGACGUGCUUUGGUCUGGAAGCGCUCACUGUGAAGGCUGCCGGGUAAACAGUCGCCCCUUACAUGGGCCACGGCGGCUCCGCUCGGCCCGUUGUGUUUGGGUUGGCAUGUCCUCCACGCCGUAAAUCAGCCGCCGGCGUAAACACGUCACGGGAACAUUGUGGCAGCUCCUCGGUGACACUCGGCAGCAGGGCGGCGUUUGAGCCUGACAGGUCGAACUGAGGGCAGCGAUGUGAACAUUAGCACCGAGAUCAAUAAUCAGGGUUCCAGUGUCGCUUCAGAAAGGCUUCACAUGAACUGAAGAUGAAUUUAGAGGCUGCUGAGUUUGAGUUUUGGACAAACAAUGUUGAAUCUGGCAGUCACAUAACUUCUAUUUUAUACUUUUUACCAUUUAUUUCCUUCUGCUGCUGCAAACCAGUGCUGUGGUGUUUUAUUAACCUUUAAACCAACUUAAUUCUGCUCAGUUACUCAGUAACUGAAGCAUUUUGUUCAAUAUUCAACCUGCAGAAAGGUUAAAACUGUUUAGAAGUUGGGUUUUUGUGCCCCAAAGCCAUAAAAAUAACUAGUUCCAGCUUCACCACUGUGAGGAUUUGCUGAUUUUCUCUGUGUUUUAUUGAAAUUAACUGAAUAUCUUUGGUUUUUCACUCCCUCUUGCACAAGAAAAAGCCAUUAUGAGUCAACUAUGAUGGACAUUUUUCACUAUUUUCCAACAUUUUGUGCUGUAUGUGCCGAAAACUGAUGAAAUUCUUUAAGAAAAUAGUCCGUUUGGUCCCUUUGGAUCAAAAGAUUUCACCGAAACCAACAAAAAUAACAGCAAAUUCUGACAUUUUAACGCCAGUUAAUGCUCAGAAUUGAUCAAUUUUACAAGUAAUCGAUCAUGAAAAUGUAAUUUUCUCUUGGACAAUAUUAUUGAGAAGAUUUUAGCUCCAUUUUCAGCUCAUUCAAGUUAAAUGAAUCACAUAGAAUUUUGUUGGUUUUUCAGUUUCUUGCACAAGAAAAAGUCAUUAUUUGCUAUUUGCUUACUAUUUUCCAACAUUUUUGUACUUUAAAUACUAAGGAAUGAUCAAAUUAGUGAAGAAAAUAGUCUUUAAUAAUUAUCAGCCAAUAAUAUAGAAUUGUCAUUUGGAUUGAAAGAUUUUUUUCAAAAAACCAAUAGAACUUUUUGCUGUCUUAUUUCCUAGAAAACACGAGAGCUACAAGACAUGAACAUUUAUUCUUUCUAAUAAUGGCUGCAAUUGUUGUUUUUUUGCCAUUUCUUCUAAAUAUUUUGGGGUGUUUUUUUUUGCGGUAAACAGAUUAAUUUUCAUUUUCUGCCAUUUUAAAAUCAGUAAAACGUCUAAAAAAAAUCCCUCCCUGAUCUCAGCCCAGAUUUAUUUAUCAAACUCAUCCCAAAGCUUAGAGAUAAAUUCUAUUUAUAGUGAUAAAACAGAAAAACAUUUAUUUUUUUCAUCCUCCAGUGUGACAAAAUCCCAUCCAGUUUCAUUUACAAUGAUGAAAACAGACAAAAACCGGCAAAUCCUCACAUUUUAGAGGCCGAAACUCCCGUUUUUUUUGGCAUUUUUCUUUAAAAUCUUAAACUAUGCAACCAUAAAUUACUCUCAGUUAAUAGAAUUUGUGUAUUUAAUGCAGAUUUAUUCAUUAUAAGGGGUAAAUUUCAGCCUUUUCAGUCACAGAUACGACAUGACAGUGAUGUUUCCGUCGUGUUAUUAGGAUAUGAUUUGUGAAAACUUGCCAGGAGAUGCUGGAACCCUGAUGUGAUUAUCAGCUGAAUGCCGCGUCUAGAAACGGAUAUUUGUCAGUUUGUAUCUUCAAAAUACAGACGUUUUGCAUCAUUAAAGCAUCACAGAACCCCGAAAACGAAAGAUUCUGCAGCCGUGUGUCCCAACUGUUCGUAUUUUCUCGUCUUUGGCUGCAGGAGUAGAGCAAAGUGUUGCACUGCGUCGUUUAAGCUGCUGUUGUCUUUGAACAUGAAACCUUUGAAUAAGGAGGAGGAAAGUAGAGAUACGGGAAAAGCACAUUGACGGGGAGGUUAAAUCGAUCAUUUUUCUAAGUUUAAGGUUGUUUUUGGACAUUUUUAGUGACUUGCAAGACAAAUAAAUGCAGAUUUUGGCCCCCCGUCGUCCACUUUGCCUGCUCUCUGUGGAGUAUUGCCACUGUGUAAAUGCACUAUUCAUUGUUUUGAUACGUAGCUGAGUGUUCGUCGGUGGACUCAGGGUGUGAACAUCGAUCAACGAUACGAACCGUCCGCUAAGAUUCCCGUCGACUUCGAGCGACUAGAAGAACAAAUGUUGGAAGCAAUAAAGUCGUGUACCGUUUUUUUUUUUUUUUAGAUUUUCUCCCUUAGAUUAACGAGAAUCAUUGUAAAAAUUGUAAUUUAGAAAAAGCAGCAAAGACUUGACUUUUUUAAAAUAUCAGUCGUAUUUGGGGGUUGGCGUGCUUACGGCUGAUUGUUUUAUAGACCUUUUGAGAGCAGGUGUCCCCCCUUUAUUUCUUUUUAAAGUGUUUCCCUCCACGAUAAGGAAGCUGCUUUUUGUUGAAUAUUUAAAAAAAAAAAAAAAAAAAAAAAAAGUUUCUUGGAGCUAGAGGCAGCUGGGAACAGAUCUGCACAUAGAAACCUAAAAAAAGGAGCAUUUUUCUCAGAUUUGUGCUGAAGUUAAAAGUAAAACAAGAUUAGAUUUAACAGCCACCGGUGUUUUAAAACAGAAAACUCAAUCUAGAGGCGUGUUCAAGAGGAAAACAAAGUGGAUAAAUCACACUUAUUUUCAUAAAUAAACUCAUAAAUAAACAGAAAUUUCAGCGAUUUAUUUCUUUUCUGCGUUUUCUUCUCAGAUUGACGAAUUUAACGUCUUUCCAUUGGCACUGUGCCGCUUCGUCUUCUUUCUGAACACACUUCAGGAGCAAAAAUUCAGCUCAGAUCACCUCAUAUGAUAUUAAAACCCCAAAAUAAAAUUUAAAAUCAAACUCUAGAGCAAAAAAAAAAAAACAGUGUCCAGUGUUGAAGUUUUGGAAAGAAAACGAGACAAAAAUCAGGAAAAAUGUCUUGAAAGUUGCAGUAUAGAUGCAGAACAAUAUCUUUAACCUGAUUAUUAUUGGUUAUUGGUUAUUAUCAUUUCUUUUUUUUGGAAAUUGUAUUAAAAAUAUAAAUAAAUACUAGUCGUGAAGCUGUAGCUUAACAGGUGCUCGUUUGGGAUAAUUUUUGUUAUUUAUUUAUUUAAUCGAAUUUUUCCAUUUUGUUUUUUUUCCCAUCUCAAAAUGGAGAUGUGAUGUUCAGGACUUGAUUAGAUUUUUAGUUUAAAAACUCGAAUGUAUGACAAGUAUCACUUUAUUUUUAACACAGAUUUUGUGUUUAUGUAAAGAAAAGCAUCAUUUACGACAUGAACCGUACGUGUUGAAUAAAUUGAAAAUGAUCCUGCA
This is a messenger RNA of Amphiprion ocellaris (clown anemonefish), 8205 nucleotides long. RefSeq names its product leucine zipper-EF-hand containing transmembrane protein 1 (gene letm1). Gene Ontology annotation, biological process: intracellular monoatomic cation homeostasis. The coding region runs from base 235 to 2580 and encodes 781 amino acids. The record is from RefSeq and is a predicted model, not a curated record. Gene Ontology annotation, cellular component: mitochondrial inner membrane. The transcript has 16 exons. NCBI's taxonomy places the organism in Eukaryota, Metazoa, Chordata, Actinopteri, Pomacentridae. Gene Ontology annotation, molecular function: calcium ion binding; ribosome binding.